CUUAUAUUCCGCCAUUUUGUUCGCCUGUCUGGGAGUCGACCGAAGCUGAACCGCAAAUUCUUCAUCGUUUUCCGCUUUUUAAACAUUAACCAUGUCGAGAAAUAGGGUAUAUUUUGAUAUAACGGCUGAUGGCAGGAGCAUGGGUCGAAUUAUAAUGGAGCUCAGGAAUGAUGUAGUCCCAAAAACAGCUGAAAAUUUCCGUGCUCUCUGCACAGGUGAAAAAGGCUUUGGCUACAAGGGAAGCUCAUUCCACCGCGUCAUCACAAAUUUCAUGUGCCAGGGUGGUGACUUCACAAGGGGAGAUGGAACGGGCGGCAAAAGCAUCUAUGGAGAAAAAUUUGCCGAUGAGAACUUCACAUUGAAACACACUGGAGCCGGAAUCCUCUCCAUGGCUAAUGCAGGGCCAAACACCAAUGGUUCUCAGUUUUUCCUUUGCACAGUAAAAACAGCAUGGUUGGAUAACAAACAUGUGGUCUUUGGCAGUGUUAUCGAGGGAAUGGAGAUUGUGAAGGCAAUUGAAGCGUUCGGUUCUGAGAGCGGUAAAACCUCCAAGAAAAUCAUCGUCGCUGAUUGUGGUCAGGUGUAGUGAAUGAAGACUUGUAUUCCAAAUUCAUUGAAGGGCUGGAUAACAUCCAUCCGAUUAAGUAGCUUAGCUUGAUUAGUCUUUGUCACUCUAUAUUUGUUAUUUCAGACAGCUUGUAUUGUGCAUCAUUUUGUUGGGUUACUUCUAGUUUCUUCAGCUCUUGAAUCUUGCCGACAAAUUGGCCCGCUGGUAGUCUUGCUUGGGCUAUUUUUAAAAAUCGCCCAGGUGAAUUGUCCUCAGCGUUCCUUGAAGCAUCUCCAGAUCUAUUGAAAAAUAUACCAUUUUGAAUCUUGAACUAUGGAAAAGCCUUCUUGCUGAUGCCCAACACAAGCUGUCCAACUAUCCAUGAUAAAGACACCGAAUAUGCUUCCGUGUAUGCAUGACAUUAUACUUUAAAUUUACAUUGAUCAACUCCCUGUUAACGUUCACGUUCAGAAUGCACACCAUUGGCCUUCGGAACAUGUAAUUAUCCUAACAUUGCCAAAACUUUAUAACAGAACUGGUCUUGGGGUAAGGAAGACUGUCUGGAUGAGAUGUAACGCAUAAACUGUGCCAAAUUACCUUAGACAGGUUUCUUUACAAUUUUGUGCCAUAAUCACUACACAAUUUUUAACUUGUGCUGGAAGGUACAUCUUAUUUCAGAGCAGUUACUAUAUCAAUUCAUUCCAUGCCUUAUAAGAUAUAUACUGUCUCUUUAUUAUAAUCAUGAUUCAUUGUCUUUUUCAAAACUAUACUACCGUAAUAAACCCAUUGAGAUGGCAAUCCUUUCAAUAAGUGUUGGUAGGUUGGUACAUUUUUGUUUUCUUCAUGUCUCUCUAAAAUAAUGCAUUAAGCUGACAUUAGUAAAUGCAGCUUUAGGUAUCUCGGCUUUCAUGUCCUAAAGUUUAAGAAAGCUCCAUGCUAGUUCUCGAAUGGUAAAUAGGAACACCAGUCAUGCAGUUUGCAUAAAUGUCUCGGCAGUUUUUCCUCCCAUUAGUCCAGUUGCCCUUCGUUGUCUAAAUCACAUUGUGUAGUGUAUUUGUAUGUGGCAUGUAAAACAGAAAACCUGUUCAUUAAAUCAUAUACUUGCUAAAGAUCAAUCAAAGUUUUACCAGACCACUUCGAAGUAAGAUAUUGCAGCGUGCAUUCCAAAUCCAUCAUUAUGUAAAGAAAGGACCAGUGUGUUGAAUUCAAUUCAAGUCUAAUAUAAGUGUUGUUGCCAAGCAACAGAUUUGAUGACACAUCUCAAGUGAUCAAUCUCGGGUGUAAGCUGUGCAAAGGAUCAUCAAGUCAUACGCAAGUUACUGAAUGGAACCCUAUUGCGGACCCUAUUGUCCACAUGUUCAACGGGCCUAAUCUAGCUAUCUGAUGUGCCUGACUUAUGAAUAGGAAAUGAGACGGUUCAUUUUCACCGCCCAAGAAAAUGUAAUAAGUAGGCUGAAUCAUUGGUGUGCGAAAUAGCCUUUAAGGGCUCAAAUAUGUAGGGAUUUUACCUUUUGAAGAGAUAGCCGUCUCGGGUUUCAAGAGAGUACUGUAUGUAUACAUGACUUGGUGUAUUAUUCUAGAAAUUUACCUCUGCAAAGCGAUGUACGAAGAUUCCAGGGCAAUGAAAACUACACAAAAACCAAAUACUUCAUCAUGUGUUCAGAUUUGUUUAAUAGUCAGUAACAUUUUACAAAUGACUUUGCAUCGUUUUAGGUGUAAUACAGGUAGUUAUCAGUGAUGAUUUCUUUAAGGAAAACUCAGAACAAAGUCAACAAUCAGCUCCCAUUGUACAAUUGGGCCAUGACCAGCUAUAAAAAACAUCUUUCAAGCCCCUAAACAAGGUCAUUUGAACCAGGUGUGCAGAGAGAGAACACGCGACAAGUUUAUUUUCACUUUGAGUGACUGCAACACCUUUUUGCCAUUCAGAUGUUUUUGCACUCGCUCUUUGCCACCAUGUAUGGUGGUUUAUAACACCAGUAAUUUCCAUCACAGCUUUUUAUAGUAAAAAUUUGUAGGGUCCACCAAACUAAUGUAUUGGUUAUGGCCUCAUUAUGGUGGCAAUUGACGAUCAAGAACUAAUAAAUUGAAUAAUGUAGUUUGGUCUUAGAUGUAUGUUGAUUCUCUUUUAUAUGGUGUCAAAUUGCGUGUACCGUGUACUCUUGAAUACAAUGGCAUUCAGUAAAAGGACAAUUUAAACUUCUUAA
Molecule: messenger RNA, 2751 nt
Organism: Lineus longissimus
Lineage: Eukaryota; Metazoa; Nemertea; Pilidiophora; Heteronemertea; Lineidae
Product: peptidyl-prolyl cis-trans isomerase-like
Exons: 5
Coding region: 92-586 (164 amino acids)
Biological process (GO): protein peptidyl-prolyl isomerization; protein folding
Cellular component (GO): intracellular membrane-bounded organelle
Molecular function (GO): peptidyl-prolyl cis-trans isomerase activity
Source: RefSeq, a predicted model, not a curated record